UUUAGGGUAGGGUACUGAUAAAUGUGCACAAUCCGCUCCCUCUCACUGUCUCACUCCGCCCACUGUUCAGUUACUGCUCAGUUCCAUGCAGCACGAAAACCUCGCCUCGUUCCUCGAUUCCUAAAAGACUGAUCUGGUUCAUCGUCACAGAGCUGAAGUAUGACCCGUCGCGUGGCAGUGAUUGGAGGAGGAAGUUCAGGUCUGGCCUGUAUCAAGUGCUGUCUGGACGAGGGGCUGGAGCCUGUCUGCUACGAAAGCAGCGAUGACAUUGGUGGUCUGUGGAGGUUUAAGGAGAAUCCGGAGGCUGACAGGGCCAGCAUCUACCACUCUGUCAUCAUCAACACCUCCAAGGAGAUGAUGUGUUUCAGUGACUUCCCCAUCCCUGCACACUUCCCCAACUACAUGCAUAACUCCCUCAUCAUGGACUACUUUCGAAUGUAUGCCGACCACUUCCAGCUCACCAAGCAUAUUCGCUUUAAUACCAAAGUCUUGCAGGUGAAGCAGAGAUCCGAUUUUUCUAAAUCGGGCCAGUGGGAUGUUGAGACAGAGAACAAGGAUGGCAAAAAGGAGAAACAUAUUUUUGAUGCUGUGAUGAUCUGUAUUGGACAUCACUGCCACCCCAACAUGCCUCUGCAUGACUUCCCAGGAAUUGAGACUUUCAAGGGAAAGUACUUCCACAGCAGAGACUACAAGACUCCUGAGGAGUGGAGGAAUAAAAAGGUUGUAGUGAUUGGAAUAGGAAACUCUGGAGGAGACAUAGCAGUGGAACUGAGCAGAGUCACCAAGCAGGUUUUCCUGAGCACGCGAAGAGGAGCUUGGGUUUUGAACCGAGUUGGGGACAACGGGCUGCCCUUAGAUUUGCACUUUAACAGGAUGAUAAAUACUCUGCGGAGCAUCCUUCCGUUUGGUGUUGUCUGUGGUCUAGGAGAGAGAAUGCUCAACCAAAGAUUUGAUCACACUCUCUACAAUCUUAAGCCAAAGCACAGGUUGUUCAGCCAACAUCCCACAGUGAAUGAUGAGCUGCCAAACCGCAUCCUUUCUGGAACAGUUCAAGUGAAACCCAACAUCCGCCGGUUUCAGGGCUCCAGUUUGGAGUUUGAUGAUGGAAGUGUUGUGGAAGAUGUCGACCUGGUGGUGUUUGCCACAGGUUACAGGUUUUCCUUUCCAUUCCUGGCCUCACAUGUGCUCUCAGUGUCUGAGAACAAAACAUCUCUAUACAAGUAUGUGUUUCCACCUGAGUUGGACCGCCACACUCUGGCUAUCAUUGGUCUAGUGCAGCCACUGGGAGCUAUUAUGCCCAUCUCUGAGAUGCAGGCCAGAUUGGCCACACGUGUCUUUAAAGGCUGUAUCAAGCUUCCCUCAGUGGCUUCCAUGCUAAAAGAUGCCCAGUGCAAGCAGGAGGAAAUGGCUAAACGGUAUGUCACCAGUCAGAGACACACCAUCCAGGUCGACUAUAUCAACUACAUGGAUGAGCUAGCAGAGCUAGUGGGGGUUCGACCCAGAAUCCCCAGGCUGCUGCUGACUGAUCCCAUGCUGGGACUAAAAGUGAUGCUCGGCCCCUGCACGCCUUACCAGUAUCGUCUCAGAGGGCCAGGGAAAUGGGCUGGAGCCCGUCAGGCCAUCUUUACUCAGUGGGAGAGAGUGGUUGAACCCAUGCAGACCAGGCCCUGUGAUGAGCCCAAACCCAAGAGAUCGUUUAUGUGGCCUCUGAUUCUGUCAGCUGCUGCUGCGGGCUUGGCUGCCUAUGUUAACAGGAACAACCUUCCAGCUUUCCUUCAAGAUCCCACUGCACUGUUGGACAAGAUAAAAGUGCACCUGCCUGCACAGUGAUGUGCAAUUAAUAUUUAAUUCAUAUCUGAUGUGAUUAUGACUGUAUAAUACAUACUGACUUUCUGGUAGGAUUAAUAAACUGCAUAGAUAGCAUAAAUCAAUAAAAAAAAAAUUUAAAUAGAUAUAAAUGCCAAAAGUAAAAGUACACAGCUCAUUACUGGUUAAAUUGCAUAAGCAAGCAGCAGCAUGUCAACGGUCCAGCUGGUCCAUGUGGUCUGCUAUUCUGUAUAAUGUUUGGUAAUUUAAACCGAAGCGAUGCAUUAUAUUUCAUAAGUGUAUAUGUAAAAUCUGUAUCUGAAAAGAUGUAGUGACUACAGCUGUGAUAUCAAAUAUACAACAUGUCCCUAAUUUCAGUGUAACACCAGACAAAAGGUAAAUAUUUAAGUAUAAGUAGCCAAUGUCAAAAUUGUACUCAAACACAGUACUUCAGCAAAUGUACAUUAUCUCCAGGCUGAACCUUAAAAUAAGAUAAUGCCUACAUUGGUCAAUAGCCCACCUAAUGGCAGCUUCAGAACCCAGCGGAGGUUGGGCUCGAGAAAACUAUAUGAAGCGAUGUAUUGUAGUCCUUUGUGUCUCACUGUGUCAUACUGGGAUCAUGUGAUUAAAGAUCUCCCUCUGGUUGGUUUUCUUUCUAAAGAUGACAUGGUAAAAUUGUGUGGUAGGGGCCUAAAAUCAAUACUCAAGACAUGAAAUUAAAAAUAAACAAUAACAAUGAAUAUGGA
This is a messenger RNA of Perca fluviatilis (European perch), 2552 nucleotides long. RefSeq names its product flavin-containing monooxygenase 5-like. NCBI's taxonomy places the organism in Eukaryota, Metazoa, Chordata, Actinopteri, Perciformes, Percidae. Bases 160 to 1830 code for a protein of 556 amino acids. The record is from RefSeq and is a predicted model, not a curated record. Gene Ontology annotation, molecular function: N,N-dimethylaniline monooxygenase activity; flavin adenine dinucleotide binding; NADP binding. The transcript is spliced from 10 exons.